Molecule: messenger RNA, 1709 nt
Organism: Leptopilina heterotoma
Lineage: Eukaryota; Metazoa; Arthropoda; Insecta; Hymenoptera; Figitidae
Product: sorting and assembly machinery component 50 homolog
Exons: 8
Coding region: 169-1605 (478 amino acids)
Biological process (GO): mitochondrial respiratory chain complex assembly; protein insertion into mitochondrial outer membrane
Cellular component (GO): outer membrane; SAM complex
Source: RefSeq, a predicted model, not a curated record
GAUUUACAAGUCGGUAAAAUCAGAGUAUGCCGGUCAGACGGACAGUCGACCUCAUUUGUUUGCUUUUAAAAAUAUCUACUAAAUUUCGUUAUUCACGGAAAAAAGCCAAAUUUAUCGUUAUUGAGAAUUAAAUCAGACUCGACAGGACAAUUUUAAUUUACAAAAGAAAUGGGCACCGUUCAUGCAAAGGAACCCACAAAAGAACAGAGUUUUAAUUCAGAUAUAAAGAGGAAAAAUUCAGCUAGUGAAGACAUGUAUUAUAAGAAAUCAAACUUUUCUCAAGAACCGACAAGUAAUGAAUUGAAUUUAUCUGAUGUUAAGGUUCGUGUUGAUAAAGUGCACGUGGAUGGACUUGUGAGGACGAAAGAUGACAUUGUUAAAUUACAAGUGAAAGAUCUUUUUAAAGCAAAAAAUUUUGAUGAUGUUAUUCUUCACACGUACAGUGUUCGAAAACGACUGGAAAAUUUGGGAUGUUUUAAAAAUAUCGACACGUUCAUUGACACAAGUAAAGGACCAGAUGCAACGCCCGAUGGAAUAGAAGUCACAUUCACAAUCAAAGAACUGGGAAGAAUUAGAGGUUCGGUGAACACAUCAGUUGGAAAUAAUGAAGGUUCGGUGACAAUUACCACCGAGACACCAAACAUGUUCGGAAGAGGCGAACGCAUAAAUGCUCAAUAUUCCUACGGAACAAAAUCGAAUCAAAUUAAUAUUUCCGCAAUUAAACCAUUUUUCGACAGUAGACACCAAAAAGUUUUGACAACAAGUAUAUUUAGAACUUCGAGUGAUUUCCCAUGGUCUGGAUAUAAAUUAAGUAAUAUGGGAUUUUUGGUGAACCUUGCAUUGAGUCAGGGUAAACGCGACAAUAUAACACACAAUUUUCAAUACGAAGCUGACGUUCGAAAUGUCACGGCAUCAAAGCAAGCUGCCUUUCAAGUUCGCGAACAAUGUGGUCCAACAUUAAAAUCAUCAGUGAGACAUAUUUUUGCCAUUGAUAAACGAGACGCAACUCUAUUUCCAACAAAAGGUUCACUUAUUGAAUUGACAACUGAAUUUGCCGGCCUCGGAGGUAACAUAGGAUUUGUUAAGAAUGAAUUAAAUCUACAAACCAAUUGGACCCUCUUCAAGUACUUUACAUUCCAAUUGGGCGUUCAAUCUGGAUUUUUGCGGGGAAUUAGUAAUGAUCUUCAAAUAAAUAUAGUGGAUCAAUUUUUCCUCGGAGGACCCUUGAGUCUUCGGGGUUUCGAAAUGAGAGGUUGUGGACCACAGAAAAGUGGUAAUGCUGUCGGUGGAGAUAUCUACUGGGCGUCGGCAUUACAUUUGUAUACACCACUUCCGUUUCGACCAAGUUUCGCCGAAUUUAUCAAACUCCACGGCUUUGUUAACGGAGGCAAUUUAGACACACUAUCACGUAUUAAAACUGGCAGCGAUUAUGACGAGUACCUGAAAAUAUUUACGCAAAAUGUCCGCUGUUCAAUGGGUUGUGGUAUCGCAAUGGUUUUAGGGAACAUUGCAAGGAUAGAAUUAAAUGUAAUUAUGCCUCUUCUAUUUUCCAGGAGUGAUAUCUUGACACAAUUUCAAUUUGGAAUAGGUGUCAAGUAUUUAUAAAUACAAUGAAAAUAGUAUUUGUUCUUUUUUCAUGCAUAGUCCCUUAUUAUUAUUAUUGUCCUUUUCUACUAGUUUUCCCAAUUAAUAAAGUCUAGUCUUGUAUA